UAUGGCAAGCAGGGACACCCCAGAUAAUACAGUGGAAGUGGUGUCCGAGUCAGCUGAGGAUGAUUUGAUGAGUCAGGCGACUUUGUUUGAUAACAUCAACUACAUGGGGCGUGCUGUCAUUGGAGCAUCAGUGAGUAACGUAGAAGCAAAUGCCAUCAUAGGCGAGUUACAUGAAUACAACACUGACAGCAAGGUAACUCUGGCAAUCCCUCAUGAUCCUGAGGGUUUUGUUCGGAUCCUAGAUGAAAAGAAGGAGGAUCUACACUCUGAUCCAGUAAAAGCGAUAUUGUACUGUACGAAAAGUGCCAAGCUGCCCAACUGCUUCGCUUUUACAAGUGGCAAAAAGGGUGGGGGAAUGUAUUAUUGUCAUGCCUUCAAGUGUAAGGACAAAGAAAUUUGUAUGAGGGUGCUGAAUUGUAUGGCUACAACAUUCAACAGAGGUCUUGAAAAGAACAGUAUCUCAGACACACUGCACUACGAGUUCGAUCUGUCCCUGGAGAUUCUGGAGGAGGAUGGUAGUGGCUCACCUGUUCCUGUCCCCCAAGAUAAGGAUACAUUUAAAAUGAGGGAACGUAAAAACCACCACAUAGUGGUGACAGUGACACAGUCCAACAGCUCAGCUCUGAUAUUGGAGCGGUGUUGUGGUGUGUUCCUAGCUCCUGGAGACAGCAAUGAUCCUGACAACUACAUGUUACUAGACAUGCCUCUUGAAAUGGAGAUGGGAAGUAGCUCCACAGGACCUCUGUACGUGAUUAAGGGGGUCUGGGAUCCUGUAUCUCAGCCUUGUCAUUGGCUCACUGGCGAAGGUACAAGAUCAGUGACACUAGCUAUAGAUGUAGUGGCAUCAGGUGUACUGGAUCCCAUCAGAUUCGAGCGUAAAACACAGUUCAAGAUUUACCCGGAAACGGAGAGGUUCUUCCUGGCUUCCAGAUAUCUCAGCCAGCAGAGCUACACUGUCAAACUAAAACUAAAUACAGAAGACAAGCACAGGAGAUUCAGUCUAGACAGUGUCACAGAGAAACCGAUGACGUCAUCGCCCGGACGUCUCAAGUCCCUGUUUGCUGGGUUUGGGGUCGGGGAUGAUUACUCGGAUGAUAUGACUGAAUCCGAAGACGAAGAACCAUUGAUAUCUGGAAGUGGGGAUGGUAUCGAGGAGGCGUCGGAGGAAACACUCAAAACAUGGAACACGCUGCUUGAUAGUUGGACUGAUUACUGUACUAGACCUCCAGAGCUGGUCAAACUUGCCAGAAAAGGCAUUCCAAACAGUCUACGUGCUACAGUGUGGAUGAGAUUAGGGGGACUCAAGGAGGCUGACAUAGAAGAAAACUACAAACAUUUGUACGACGAAAGCAGACUACACGAGUGUCCCCACGAACAGGUGAUUAUAUGGGAUUUGAACCGGACAUUUCCUGGAAACGAAUAUUUUAAAGAAGGAAAUGGCGGACAGCAGCAACUCUAUCGAGUGUGCAAGAGUUACGCUGGAUUUGAUCAGGAGGUUGGGUACUGUCAAGGCCUAUCGUUCAUAGUGGCAGUCUUGUUGCUUCAUCUGGAGGAAGAGAAGGCGUUUGCACUCUUUACGGUUAUCAUGCAGGAGUACCAGUUUAGAGAUAUGUUCAAGAAAGGAUUUCAGAUGCUGCAACUCAAGUUUUACAUUUUGGAGAGAAUAAUCGAAGAUCAAAUGCCAGAUCUCUGGGAACACUUCCAGGAGCAUGAGUUGAACACGCACAUGUACGCGAGUCAGUGGUUUCUCACCUUAUUCAGCGCUAAAUUCCCUUUAGCUCUGGUGUACCGAAUAGUUGACAUGUUCCUGACCGAAGGUCCCGACACACUAUUCAAAAUAGCCGUGUCUCUGCUAAAGUUGUCUAGAAAUGAGCUGAUAUCACAGGAUUUUGAAGAAAUGCUAAAGUAUUUCCGAGUGUCUCUCCCCAAGAGGUUUAUGAAUAAGAAACAAGGUCACAAGCUACUUUCAACCGCUGCUUCAGUAAAGAUUAAACCCGGCAAAGUGGCUGUGUGGGAGGCCCAGUUCCAUAAAAUCCAGGACGAGAAGCGGAGUCUAGAAGAUCCGGUCAGAAGAUUAGAACACGAUCUGAAAAAGUCCAUGGAGAACAACCACAGGCUGGAACAGGAGAACGACAUGUUGGUCCAGCACCUAACUCAGAACCAGGUCAACAUGAGACAUCAGCUGGACGAGCUGGAGAAGCGCAACCUGGACCUAAAAAGAGAUCUGACGAAGAUGACGUCAUCGUACCACCAACUUGAAGAUAACAACGCGGCCCUCUCCUCCGAGAUCCUGAGAACUAAGAACCUCUACCACUCAUCCCUUAUUGAGGGGGACGAUGAGAGAGCCAGACACCAGCUUACUAUUCAGGAAUACCACACCAUGUGUCGAUCAAUAGAGGAGAGACACGAGAAGGAGAAACAGGAGCUGAACCAGGAGGUUAUAGAGAUUAAAGCUCAGGUGGGAGGGAAAGCGAUAGACAUUCCAUCGGAACAGAGGCUCCGUGAAUUGGAGAUGGAGUUAGCUAAAACAAAACUCUGUCUGGUUGAAGCGAACUGUAAAGCUCAAGAAUACGAACACAACUGCUCGACGCUUCGCGAAAAAGUCAAGCACUACGAAACGGGGGUUAUACAUCAACUGACAGCAAAGCUGAAGAGGUGAUAAACUCCCACGUGUCGAGUGAUGUGACGUCACAUGUCGAGUGAUGUGACGUCACAUGUCGAGUGAUGUGACGCUACAUGUCGAGUUAUGUGACGUCACAUGUCGAGUGAUGUGACGUCACAUGUCGAGUGAUGUGACGUCAUGUGUCAAGUGAUGUGACGUCACGUUUGGUCAUCUUGAGCGCUUGUUGAACUUUAUUGGUUUACUUUUGCAACCAUAACAACAUUUUUAAUAGAGUUCAAAUCGACCUACGCUACGGUUUGGUUGAUGUGAAUAGUACUUUAUUUCCGAAAAAUAAGGAAAUUGUUGGAAAUUGGAAAUUUCUUGAGCCGGACUCAAGACACCAAUAUUUGAUAUCAGUAGAAAAGAGUGAUUUAGAUUUUUGGUUGAUAAUAUUUUGGAUUUUUGUAAUAAUUGUACAGUUAAUAAUAAAGUUUCCUCGACAACUCUAUUCUAAUGUUUAGCCAAGUUCUUAUUUUAGUUUCCAGUUGCUAAUUGGAUAUGCUUUUUCGUCAUCCCUGGACUAUUCAUUUGCAUUUGGUGAACAAAUUUAAACAUAAAUUAUAGAUAAUUCACAGGUAACUAUUGAUUGAUUAUUAGUUAUCACUCACAGAUAAAAAUUUCUUGGAAACAAUAUUAAUCAUAACAUACGCAUGUUGCAGUUUAUGAUUAAAAAAAUCGGUUGUCUUAGUUAUCGCCACUCAUAUUGUUUUGAAUUUCACUUACCCUUUGAAUAAUACAGCUUAACAGUAACUAACUUAACCAAUAACCAUGGUUGUACCUUUAAGAUUCAACUGGAAUUUUUAUUGUCAAAAUAUUUUGAGUUUAAAUGAUGAUAUUGUAUAAUUGUGAAUUUGUUUAUGUUUUACGGCACAUUAUUACCACAUA
Bolinopsis microptera is the source of this 3547-nucleotide messenger RNA. Its product is annotated as rab GTPase-activating protein 1-like. Lineage: Eukaryota; Metazoa; Ctenophora; Tentaculata; Lobata; Bolinopsidae. The coding region runs from base 2 to 2659 and encodes 885 amino acids. The record is from RefSeq and is a predicted model, not a curated record. The transcript is spliced from 23 exons.